AUGUCCGUUUCAGCCGCUACGCCCGGCCGUCUUGAGCAGGAUGGGGAUUAUAUUCCUCGCGGGACUGUCACUACAACCGCCGAUUUCUAUAUUCCUCCUGCCGAUGGCUCCCUAGCUUUCUAUUACUAUAAAGAGACGCCUCCAGGUGUUCCAAAAACCAAUUUCACCUGGCGGUCCCAUCCCAUAACCGUUGAGGAUAUCCGUGGGCGCGAGGACCAGUUCACAUUGGAUAACAACGCUUUCCAGGCUAUCAAGAACGUUCCUCUUCUGAAAACUGAUCCGUCGUUCACUGAUGAAAAGAACAUCAAGGAAUACUACUAUCCUGAAGUAGAAGCCCUCAUCUUUCGGCACGUUCCGGGUGCAAAACGCAUUUUCAUCUUCAACCACACCGUCCGCCGCAACACCCCCAACGCCUACAGGGCGCCUCUUAACAGUGUCCACUUCGAUCAGACCGACCUUGGGGCUGAAAACCGAGUCAGGAAUCAUUUACCUGAUGAAGCAGAGACUUUACUUAAAGGACGAUACCGCGUCAUCAACGUCUGGCGGCCCAUCACUGGCCCAAUACAAGACAGGCCGCUUUUCUUUGGCCCUGGAAGUUUAGUUCGCAAAGAAGAUGUUCUUUUCACCGAGAACUUCUACCCAGAUUAUGUGGGAAAGGGAGCCGGGGUCAUGCUUAAUGAGGGCCGGAAAUGGUAUUAUUGGUCAGGAAUGCAGACAGAUGAAGUGAUGUUGCUGAAAUGUUCGGACUCGCGCGAUGAUGUCCCUGAGCAGAAAUGUCCCCAUGCAUCUUUUGACGACCCAAGAACCCCAAAGGGGGCAAGGCCAAGAGAGAGCAUUGAGGUAAGAUGUUUGGUUUUUGGAUAA
Ophidiomyces ophidiicola is the source of this 864-nucleotide messenger RNA. RefSeq lists its product as uncharacterized. The coding region runs from base 1 to 864 and encodes 287 amino acids. The transcript has a single exon. The record is from RefSeq and is a predicted model, not a curated record. Lineage: Eukaryota; Fungi; Ascomycota; Eurotiomycetes; Onygenales; Onygenaceae. Gene Ontology annotation, molecular function: oxidoreductase activity.